Molecule: messenger RNA, 1745 nt
Organism: Amborella trichopoda
Lineage: Eukaryota; Viridiplantae; Streptophyta; Magnoliopsida; Amborellales; Amborellaceae
Source: RefSeq, a predicted model, not a curated record
AAGAGCCAUUGGUCAACCAAACACCCGCUUACACCUACCACCAGGCCAUUGUUGUCCGACGUGGCACCUCCAACCCUUUUCGGCUGCAACUUUCUCUCUCCUCUGUCCUUCCCUCUCUCUCUGUGGGUGCGAGUAUUCUCUCUCUUCUCGUUUGUUACCAAUGGUGAGCCCCUCCUUGUUUCUCACUCCUCCAGACGAUUUAUUCGAUGGGCCUCGCCAUUGCCAUUAAGUUUCUCUCUCCUCGCAUCUCUUUAUCUCUCCUCGGUUUCUUCGGAGCUUCGCUUCUCUAUAAAAACCAAUACCAAACCUUGGCAUUUCAGCACCUUUUGCUUGGAGUUUGAAGCCAAUAAUCUCCCAUCAUCACCGUGGUUUUCUGGUUUUCAGCUCAGGUCGGGGAAAUUUUGAAACUGUCCCUUUUUGUGUGGUCUCUUUCUCCAGAGAACCCAUUAGCAGGAUGGCUGUGGCUACAUUUCGCCCCAAUGUUGGUGCCCUUCGGUUCUCUGAGGGUUCAAGUUCCUCUCAUGGUGGUGCUGGUUUUUCAGCUUUUGCCCCGAAUAAAAUCAGCUUCAAAGUUGGUUUUAUGAGAAAAGAAGAUGGUUACUCCGGCCAGCGAAAAUCAAUUAUGGUCACCAUGAGUUCACAGACGCCAGUGAUCGAUCCUGUCUCUCAUUCAUCGCAGAAUUCUAGUGAUUCUAAGAAGAAAUCAAAUGAAACUGCUCUUAUUUUAAUUCGACAUGGGGAGUCCCUAUGGAAUGAGAAGAACCUGUUUACUGGUUGUGUUGAUGUUCCAUUGACUAAGAAGGGCGUGGAAGAGGCCAUUGAAGCUGGGAAAAGGAUUAGCAAUAUCCCAGUUGACAUGAUUUAUACCUCUGCCUUAAUUCGUGCACAGAUGACUGCAAUGCUUGCCAUGACCCAGCAUCGCCGCAAGAAGGUGCCCAUCAUCAUACACAAUGAGAGUGAGCAAGCCAAGACUUGGAGUCAGAUUUUUAGUGAGGACACCAAGAAGCAAUCUAUUCCUGUGAUAGCAGCCUGGCAAUUGAACGAACGAAUGUAUGGGGAAUUACAAGGUCUUAACAAACAAGAAACAGCUGAAAGAUUUGGAAAAGAACAAGUCCAUGAAUGGAGACGAAGCUAUGAUGUUCCUCCUCCAAAUGGGGAGAGUCUAGAAAUGUGUGCUGAAAGAGCUGUUGCAUAUUUCAAAGAAAAUAUUGAGCCUCAACUACAUAGUGGGAAGAACAUAAUGAUUGCUGCUCAUGGAAACUCACUGCGGUCUAUUAUUAUGUAUCUUGACAAGUUGACUUCACAAGAGGUCAUAAGUCUUGAGCUAUCAACUGGCAUCCCCAUGCUUUAUAUAUUUAAGGAAGGCAAGUUCAUAAGGAGAGGGAGUCCAGUUGGACCAACUGAGGCUGGAGUUUAUGCUUACACGAGGAAUUUGGCUCUCUACAGGCAGAAGUUAGAUACUAUGGCACACUAAUAUUAAACAGUUAUUUUCAUCAACAUUAUUUAUUUGCUAUAUGGGGUCUACCAUGCCAUGCAAACAUUCUGGAACCCUGGCGGGAAUGUGUCCAUCCUUCUUUCUCCCCAGUUUUAGUGGGCUUGUCUUUGCCUUUAUAUGGAAGUGUUCAUGAUAUGUAAAAUGGCGGUUUUUAUUCAAGGGACAGAACCGACCUGUUUUUUGUCUCAGCUUUUGUACUGUACACAAAAUUAUUUAUUAUAUUGGAUAUAAUAGAAUCGUUUUCAUUAUC